Fopius arisanus is the source of this 4607-nucleotide messenger RNA. Its product is annotated as facilitated trehalose transporter Tret1-like. The transcript is spliced from 7 exons. Gene Ontology annotation, cellular component: membrane. Bases 470 to 1927 code for a protein of 485 amino acids. The record is from RefSeq and is a predicted model, not a curated record. Gene Ontology annotation, molecular function: transmembrane transporter activity. Gene Ontology annotation, biological process: transmembrane transport. NCBI's taxonomy places the organism in Eukaryota, Metazoa, Arthropoda, Insecta, Hymenoptera, Braconidae.
ACCAUCGGUAUCCAUCGGUAUCCAUCACAUCCCUUUGCAUUUCCAAACUCAACCCCAAAAAAAAAAAAUCGGUGUCACUCCUGACACACGUUAAGACCAAAUUCCAAUGAGCAAUCAGUCCGCAUCCUCAUCCCAGUGCAGUGCAAAUUCAAUUGCUCAUUUCCAUUAAUUAAUUGAUUAAUUUCCCUCGGGCUGGAGUGCAGAGUGAUUUAUGCCGGUUCUUUUUUUUUUGUGACAAUAAAGCAGAAUUGGGAGAAUCGCCGUGAAAUAUUCUAGUCCCGGGGAAAAACCCAGGAAUGCCGAGUUUUCACUGACCUUUUUCUCAAAAUUCUUGGGAACAGACCGGGGAUUUUUCGAGGCACACGUGCUUGUCAUGCCGUCCUGGGGUGUCAAAUUAUCAUCACCAUUUUUUCACGAAUGAUAUACACUGGUGACAACAGUGCCGGAGGAGGCCGAGAACGGAUUCAGAAUGCCACGAGCUUCAAUGGUCCACAUGACAUCAACCGCAACUCGUCCACAACACCUGUCCCAGGUCCUAGCAACUCUUGCCCUAUCGAUGGGCACUUUAUCCUGCGGCCUGGCCAAGGGCUACACAUCCCCUGCACUAGACUCCAUCCUGGACUCGCAGCCGCAUCUGUAUCAAUCACCUCCGAACAAUACGUGGUGGGCGUUCUCAGUGACGAAGCAGGAAGUCUCCUGGGUGGCAUCCCUCUCGAUGCUGGGUGCCUGGUUCGGUGCAAUGAUUGGCGACUGGAUAAUGCGACGUGGACGUCGACUAGCCCUGAGACUUACAUCAUUGCCCUUAGCGGCUGUUUGGCUGUUAACCGGUAUUGCACCGUGCGUUGAGCUUGUCUUCACAACGAGCUUCAUCGGAGGCCUGUGCUGUGCAGUCAUCACAAUGGUAGCUCAGGUCUACAUAUCUGAGAUCUCUGUCCCCGGAAUCAGGGGCUGUUUAUCAGCAAUGCUCAAGGUCGUCGGUCACAUUGGUGUACUGUCAUCGUACAUUGCCGGCUCAUACCUCAAUUGGCGACAGAGUGCACUGGUUGUUGCAGUGGCCCCGACGAUGCUGUUCGUUGGCACUCUUUUUAUACCUGAAACCCCCUCAUAUCUUGUGCUGAACGGGAGGGACGAGGAGGCUGCGGGCAGUCUCAAAUGGCUACGUGGAUCCCAUGUCGAUAUAAAACAGGAAUUACAAGUUAUAAAGACAAAUGUACUUGCAUCACGCGCCAAACAAUACGAAUUGACAUUUCGCAACAGCGUUUUAACACCGAGACUGUACAAACCCAUCGCCAUAACGUGUGGCCUCAUGUUCUUCCAGAGAUUCUCCGGUGCUAAUGCAUUCAUAUAUUACGCUGUCAUUGUUUUUAGACAGACACUGGGUGACAUGAGCCCACACGGUGCCAUGAUAGCUGUUGGUUUCGUUCAGCUUCUAGCUUCAUUGCUAUCAGGAUUUCUCAUUGACAUCGUUGGACGUCUACCCCUGCUGAUAGCCAGUACAGUGUUCAUGUCCCUUGCACUAGCUGGUUUUGGCAGUUACGCAUAUUACAACUCAAUGUCGCAAAAUUUCACGUACAAUGAUCCAACGUUAAUGGGAAAACACGAUUGGAUACCACUGCUGUGUGUACUCGUCUUCACAACAGCCCUUGCAUUGGGCAUAUCGCCAAUUUCAUGGCUAUUGAUUGGUGAGCUAUUUCCCCUCGAGUAUCGUGGCCUUGGCUCCAGCAUCAGCACCAGUUUCAGUUACUUCUGUGCUUUUUUUGGGAUUAAACUCUUCAUGGAUUUCCAGCAGCUUCUCGGACUCCACGGUGCAUUCUGGUUUUACGCAGCAGUUGCUGUAUGCGGUUUAUGCUUCGUUGUUUGCUGUGUACCAGAAACAAAAGGCAAACAACUGGACGAAAUGAAUCCGGACUAUGCACAAGCACGGUAGUACAAGGCCUCCCUCACUGGAGGGCUUUCAAAUUUAGAAAAAUCCAACAAGCCAUUACCAAGUGGAGCAUAUCCAAACGAGCACGAUCCACGUAAUCUGUACGACGUUGACACCAGUCGAAUAUAUAAUCGUACUCGUACACUCCACGAUCACUUGGCCAGUGUCUUUCAAUCAAAACAGACUAAUCGCAAACCACUAGCCGAUUACUGCAGAAUAAUGAUGAAAAAAACUAGUCGCAUAAGCAAUCACAUCGGUGAAUUCAUCCAGUCCCACAGUUUUCUACAAAAUACCAAUGAUCGUCGAGCUAAUGACAGAGGAAAUGUGGGGAAUGCUCUGACUCAGGACAAUCACCAUGAGUUUGUCUGUUCGAGUGAAUUUCAAUUGGAGGAUCACUUCAGCUCUGUAAAUUACCUAAAGUCUGACAUGAGCGAGGAAAUGCAUGAGUACCAGGAGCAGGACCAGGAGAAUUGGUCGAGCGAGGCGACACUUUCAUAUCAUCGAAGUAUGCAUAUCGAUAAAUACGAGGGUAGCUCGAAUUAUCGGAUUGGAUCCGGUGAAACUAGACUGGUGAGAUGUGAUGCUGAGCGACGAAGGAAACGACGACGCUCGGCAACAGUACGAAACAGCCACUAUCAUCCUUUGAAUAUUGAUCAAAGGCUACACUCGAGCUUAUCACAAAGUAGAAUUAAGGAUUACUAUUCGAACCUGGAUGGGUCACCAGGUAGAAAGUAUCCAAGGAGCCUUGAGGAUCUCACAGAUUUGGAAAUGGAGAGAAUAUUGGAGAGAGAUACAACAUUUCAUAUCCCUAUUAGAGCCCUGAGAUCACAGGAAUCCAUGGUGGAGAGGUACAGAAAACGGUACGAGGAGAGUGCAGACGAGAGGGAUAAAAAUUAUUGGAGGCUGUAUCAGAGUUUAUCUAGAUUAGACAAGAUGAUGCCGAGGGAGAAGUAUCCACCUGGCAAAGUCCAUUAUGAGAGAGAAUAUAAGAUAUAUGGAAGAGAUACUGUUGCACUUAUUUAUUACAAAACGUGCUACUUGUGAUGCUUUAAUCGAAUCUUGACUAUUUUCAUGGUGGAUUGAAAGAGGAUGGAAAAUCGAUUGGAAUAUCGUGAGGACGCUGGACGCUCACCACACGCUGGCUCGUCCAUCUUUAUUUUUCGGUACAGAAUAUCAGAAAUUAUAUCACUUAUUAAUGCAAGUUGCAGCGAAGGGCUAAAUUUCUAUACAUCGUGCCUUCUCGCGACGAAGUACAUGAAAUACACGACAAUAUCACAUUUUAAAAGACAAUAUCAGGUCUCACUCAUUUGAUGAAUAUCAAUAUUGCUGGGUAGAUAUAUUCGAGGAGAAUAGAUGGACACUAUACUCUAUAUUCGACCACGAGACACGAAUCAAUGAUUAAUGAAUAGGUUAAAGUCUUCUACCAAGUCUCAAUUAUCGAGAUAAAAAUUUAUUGUGUGAAUGUAUCGAAAGACUAGGGUUGGACCACGAAAAAUAUUCGUAGAGAUGAUGAUAAUCAGACAGAUAUGUAUAUUCGUUCGCUAUUUUUAAUUCCGAUAGCUGUACUAAGGUAAGAAAAAUAAUAAUCGACAAUACGAAUCAUUGCCAAAUUUGGGAAGAUUAAAAUAUAUUAAUGACGAAUAAGUGGAUAGUGUAAUGGAUAAUGUAAUAUUUAAUGUACUUAGGGUGUUAUUAUUCACACCAUUCACUCGUUUCCUUACUUUUGUGAGAGCAAUUGAUAUAUUUAGAAUUAAUAAUAUUUUAGACUAAUGACAAUAAUGAACAACUUUCUCGACUUGAUUAUCGUAAUAAUGGAAUUAAUUAUUUGAGAUAAAUCAAAAAGGUAAAUAGGUUUUUACGGAUAUUUGGUAUCUAAAGUAAUGCUCAAAGGCUCUGAUGCCAUAUUUUUUAAGGGAUAACUGCUAUCGAGGGAAGACUAUUCGUUCAUUAUGUCCAGCUUUUUUGAAAUGUUCAAUCGAUAGAUUGUGUUGAUAUUGGUUGAGACGUUUCACCAUUAUUCAAAUAUAUUUCUCUUCAAAAUUAAUUGAUCACAGUCUAGGUCCAUCCAUUCUUGUACAAUAAGUAUUGAAACAAGAUAGACGGAGCUCACGGGUUGAAUGCAUGCAACUCCUCUCUAGAGGUUGACAAUUAUCCAUUAUUUAUCUCUUCUAAUGUACAAUAAAUUCAUAGAUAAAUAGUGAAAUCUGCACUGUGCACUUUGGCGAAUUGAACAUCCCAACGGUUAAUUGCAAAUCGAGGUGUGUAAUUUAGGCGUGUUUUUAAACAAUAUUGUACAAAAUUAGAUUAAUUUUUUCACGCCGGUAGGAGCAUAUGGCAUAAAUUGUAGGAAAUUCAAUAGCUAUUAUACAUAAAAAUGCAUUUUUUUAUUUUUAUUAUUUCUGCAACAAAGUGUUGAAGUGAUAAAAUAAAAAAUAUCAAGUAUUUGGACAAUAAAUAAGAAUAGAGAGGAUAAAAUUAGAAUAGAAUGCUGAAAACCCAGAGAGUAAUCGUGAGAAAUUAUUUUCGAAUUAAGAUUCAUCCAAUUUAUAAUUUUCUCAAGCUUCAAAUAAUUCCCAUGAGCAAUAUAAAAUUAAGGAAAAGCCGUAUUUAAUUCCUCAGCUUUACACCCAUUCGCAGAACGCCGAAGACGAUGUAAAACCUGUCAAUAUCGCAUUCUAAUACA